GCAUUUGAGAGUUGACCUGUCGCGGGUUUGUGACGCAGCCGCUUCAAAGACCCAUGGAAACAGCACGUACAAGUUUCGUCGUAAACUGUUGACUUUUUAACACAUUUGCGCUCUCAGAAUAACAAUGGGACGGGAGUCAAGACAUUACAGGAAGCGCUCGGCGUCCAGAGGCCGGUCUGGCAGUCGGUCCAAGAGCCGCUCUCCGGACAAACGAUCCAAAAAGGACGACCGGGCCGGAAACCGGGACAGAGACCGAACCAGGCGUGAGCGGUCCCGCAGCCGAGACCGGCGCAGGUCACGGUCCAGAGACAGGAAGAGACCCAGGCGCUCCAGGAGCAGGGAGAGGAGGAGAUCCAGGAGCCGAGACAGGAGGAGGUCCAAGAGCAGGAGCAGAGGCCGCAGGUCCCGAUCGUCCAGCCCCAGCAAAAGCAGGAAAACAGAUGAAAAGUCUAAGAGCAAGGAGAAAGACACCCCUGAUACCACGUCUGACAAGAAAAAGAUCAAAGAAGAGAAGGAAGAUGAAAAGGUUGAGGAUCAAGACUUUGACCAGAACAAGCUGGAGGAGGAGAUGAGGAAGAGGAAGGAGCGGGUGGAGAAAUGGAGGGAGGAGCAGAGGAAGAAAGCCAUUGAGAACAUUGGAGAGAUCAAGAGAGAACUGGAGGAGAUGAAACAGGGCAAGAAGUGGAGUCUGGAGGAUGAUGAUGAUGAUGAUGAAGAUGCGCCUGCUCCUAUGGAGGGAGAUGAUGACGAAGAUGGCGAGGGUAAGGGAGAUAGGAAAGAGAAGGAGAUGAAGGAGGAGAAGAAAGAGGAAGGAGAGGAGGAGAAGCAGACGCCCAUGGAGCAGCAGGCUGAGGAGGACGACAUGGAUCCCCUGGAUGCAUACAUGGAGGAGGUCAAAGAGGAGGUGAAGAAGUUCAACAUGGGAGCUAUGAAAGGGAACGACAAGAAAGGAGCCAUGACAGUUACCAAGGUGGUAACAGUCGUUAAAACCAAAAAAGGACCACACACUCACAAGAAAAAGGGUGAGCUGAUGGAGAACGACCAGGAUGCUAUGGAGUACUCAUCAGAGGAGGAGGAGGUGGACCUGCAGACGGCUCUGACAGGCUACCAAACCAAACAGAGGAAGGUCCUGGAGCCCGUCGACCACCAGAAGAUCCAAUACGAGCCUUACCGCAAGAACUUCUAUGUGGAAGUGCCCGAGCUGGCAAAGAUGACCACAGAAGAGGUGAAUGCAUUCCGGAUGGAACUGGAGGGCAUUACAGUCAAAGGCAAGGGCUGUCCCAAACCCAUCAAGACCUGGGUACAGUGUGGUACAUCUAUGAAGAUCCUCAACGCUCUGAAGAAACACAGCUAUGAGAAGCCCACCCCCAUCCAGGCCCAGGCCAUACCCGCCAUCAUGUCUGGCCGAGAUCUCAUCGGCAUCGCCAAGACUGGCAGUGGGAAGACCAUCGCCUUCCUGCUGCCCAUGUUCAGACACAUCAUGGACCAGCGGCCCCUGGAGGAGUCAGAGGGACCCAUUGCUGUGAUCAUGACUCCCACCAGAGAGCUGGCUCUGCAGAUCACCAAGGAGUGUAAGAAGUUCUCCAAACCACUGGGGCUCAGGGUGGUGUGUGUUUACGGAGGCACGGGCAUCAGCGAACAGAUUGCUGAACUUAAGAGAGGAGCUGAGAUCAUCGUGUGCACACCUGGAAGAAUGAUUGACAUGUUAGGGGCUAACAGUGGUCGUGUCACCAACCUGCGCAGAGUCACUUAUGUUGUGGUGGAUGAAGCAGACAGGAUGUUUGAUAUGGGCUUUGAGCCACAGGUGAUGCGUAUUGUGGACAACGUGCGUCCGGACCGUCAGACAGUCAUGUUCUCGGCUACCUUCCCCAGAGCCAUGGAGGCACUGGCCCGCAGGAUACUCUCCAAACCCAUUGAGGUCCAAGUGGGAGGCCGCAGCGUGGUCUGCUCCGACGUGGAACAACAUGUGCUGGUGAUUGAGGAGGACAAGAAGUUCCUGAAGCUGCUGGAGAUCCUGGGGCACUACCAGGAGAAAGGCUCAGUUAUAAUCUUUGUCGACAAACAGGAGCACGCUGAUGGACUGCUGAAAGACCUGAUGAAAGCCUCGUACCCCUGCAUGUCCCUGCACGGAGGCAUUGACCAGUAUGACAGAGACAGCAUCAUCAAUGACUUCAAGAAUGGAGCUUGUCGUCUGAUGGUGGCCACCUCAGUGGCAGCCAGAGGCCUGGACGUCAAGCAGCUGAUCCUAGUGGUCAACUACAGCUGUCCCAACCACUAUGAAGACUACGUCCACAGGGCUGGACGCACAGGCAGAGCCGGCAAUAAGGGAUAUGCCUACACCUUCAUCACAGAGGAGCAGGUUCGCUACGCAGGUGACAUCAUCAAGGCCCUGGAGCUGUCUGGCUCUCCUGUCCCUCCUGAACUGGAGCAGCUCUGGGGCUCCUUCAAAGACCAGCAGAAAGCGGAGGGUAAAACCAUCAAGAGCAGCAGUGGCUUUUCAGGGAAAGGCUUUAAGUUUGACGAGACUGAACAUGCUCUGGCCAAUGAGAGGAAGAAGCUGCAGAAAGCUGCUCUGGGACUGCAGGACUCUGAUGAUGAGGAUGGAGCCCUGGAUAUCGAUGAGCAGAUCGAGAGCAUGUUCAACUCCAAGAAGAGGGUGAAGGAUCUGUCUGCUCCGGGUGCAGCCACCGGUCCCGCUGGUGCCAUGGCUGCUGCUGCAGCUGCUGCUGGGGGGCUGACGAGUCUUGGGGCCCCCUCUGCCGGAAACAUUCAGAAACUGGAGAUGGCCAAGAGGCUGGCGCUCAGGAUCAACGCUCAGAAGAACCUGGGUGCCGAGGCUCAGGACGUGAUGCAGCAGGCCACCAACGCCAUCCUGAGGGGUGGCACCAUCAUGGCUCCCUCAGUGUCGGCCAAGACCAUUGCAGAGCAGCUGGCAGAGAAGAUCAAUGCCAAGCUGAACUACACUCCAGUGGAGAAGCUGGAGGAGGAGCGGCAGGCCGCUGAGCAGGCCGAGACGGUCAAGAGAUAUGAAGAGGAGCUGGAGAUCAAUGACUUUCCUCAGACGGCCAGGUGGAAGGUGACGUCAAAGGAAGCCCUCCAGAGGAUCGGUGAAUACUCAGAAGCUGCCAUCACCAUCAGAGGAACCUACUUCCCUCCUGGGAAAGAGCCCAAGGAGGGAGAACGCAAGAUCUAUCUGGCUAUUGAAAGUGCAAAUGAACUGGCUGUGCAGAAAGCCAAAGCAGAGAUUACCAGGCUAAUAAAGGAGGAGCUCAUCAGAUUACAAAAUUCCUACCAGCCAACGAGCAAAGGCCGAUACAAAGUUUUGUAGAAGAGGAAGCAAGACUUGGUGGAGUCGUCGUCCAUCAACAAUCUCCUGUCUUCUACCUUUUCACUGCAUUUGUUGCAGAAUAUUUUAGUAUAUUUUGUCUGUGGUGACCCCUUCAGUUUAUAUUUUAGUGUCAUUUUGUUAGACAGAAUCCCUUUUUUCCUUAAUUUCCUUUAUGCUUCACUAGGGAAAUGAGUGAUUUUAUACAUAGCAUACAAAAUAUGUGAUUUCAAAGUCACGUUACCAUUUAAAAUCACAAGGAGCUCAUACUUUGAGCCUCAUCUCGAAACUAUCUGCAAUAUGUCUCUGAAUGUAAGAUAAUUUUCAGUCAAUGUUAAAUAAAUUUUGGGGGUCAGUUUUCACUCUGAAGAGACUUAGUGAUGUAAAAUGUUUUUACUUUUCCUCACAAUAAAACUGUGUUGCUAAGG
Messenger RNA from Myripristis murdjan (pinecone soldierfish), 3753 nucleotides. RefSeq names its product DEAD (Asp-Glu-Ala-Asp) box polypeptide 46 (gene ddx46). Gene Ontology annotation, molecular function: ATP binding; RNA helicase activity; nucleic acid binding. The transcript is spliced from 23 exons. NCBI's taxonomy places the organism in Eukaryota, Metazoa, Chordata, Actinopteri, Holocentriformes, Holocentridae. Bases 125 to 3328 code for a protein of 1067 amino acids. The record is from RefSeq and is a predicted model, not a curated record.